ACCUAUAUUCACCCAAAAAAAUAUUAAAGUAGGACAUGUACCCUUGUCUUUCUUAUAACCUUACCUUAUAUAAAAUUAAAAUGUGAAAAAAAAGAGCUAGAGAACAAAAACCAAGUGAUCUACCAACCAAACCACACUCAUCUUUUCUCUCCUCCAAGUUCCAACAAUGGACUCUUCACCAAAUCUCACUCAUCAUCAUGCCAAAGAUCUUCCAAAACAAUGUGAAACCUUCUUCUUAGCCGGAAAGUAUCCGUCUUCGCGCCGAACCGCUUCAUUCUCCUCUUGUUCAUCCUCACUCUCACCUUCAUCUUCUUCCAUUGAAUCAUUAUAUUUUCCUGAUGAUCCUCAUUUCAGUCCUGCCUCUCCACUUAAAUUCUCAGGUGUUCCAUUUUCUUGGGAACAUUUACCUGGAAUUCCCAAGAAACAUAACAUUUCCAAGAAAAAACAACAAUCUUCCAUGAAACUCCUACCAUUACCUCCACCUACUAUAACUACUACUUCCACAAGCUCUUCUAAAAAAGUGAUCAACCAUGAAGAUACAAAGAUUUGGAAGAAGAAUUCAAUUCAAAGUAGCUUUCAAAGGGAUGAUCCUUUCUUUGCUGCAAUGGUUAAAUGCUCAAAGGAUGGUGGUGAUGAUCAUGAAGAUACAAUUGGAAGUUUGUGGAAUAAUGGAGCUAAGGUUUCGAGAAGUAUUAGUGAUCGUUUUGGAUUUAUUAGUCUUUAUGGCUCUUGCAAGAGAACUUGUGCAGUUUCUGAAUCUUUAGUUCUACUUCCAAGCUCAAGAAGAAACACUUAUCAACAAGUUAAUGGCAGGUCCCUCUGAGAUUUUUCCAAUCAGUGAUCCCAAAAUCUACUUGUGUUCAUCUUGUUACUUGGAGGAAAAAAAACCAUAAAGAGGUAUUUUAAUUUUUAACUUUUUACUUAAAUCUUGAUCUACUAAAAAAACACUCGUUUGAGAUGAGAAGCGUCCCUUUCAUUUUAAUUAAAGAUUCUGAAUUCGAACAUAAUUUUAAAUAUGCAACACUAUUAAAUCUCUUGAGAAGAGUUUUAUUGACUAUUGAAGUUUCUGCUCACUCGAGAGAUUAAUAUCUUCGCAUUCAAUUUUUUAACUUUGUUUUAUUGUUUGUAAAAUAUGGCAUGUUUAUGUCUUUGGAACUAUUGUUGUAAUAUAUUAAUACAAGUAUAGGAAGUGUUUGUCUUAUUUUCUAGUUUGUUAUGAUUUUAUUUUUUGGAAUCUUGUGUCAUUAGACAUCUAAAUCUCUGAAUACAAUAUAUGUUUUGAUGUAUGUCAUGAGAUGUAUCAUAUUGUGAGUGAAAUUUAGAUCAUCCCAUGUGGAAAUAAUGUAUAGGACCAUGGUGGAAAAAGACUGUCAAAUUAUUGAUUUGACUUUUUUAGUUUA
Molecule: messenger RNA, 1400 nt
Organism: Lathyrus oleraceus (garden pea)
Lineage: Eukaryota; Viridiplantae; Streptophyta; Magnoliopsida; Fabales; Fabaceae
Exons: 1
Coding region: 167-823 (218 amino acids)
Source: RefSeq, a predicted model, not a curated record